UCUAAUGUAUCCGGUCCUAUGGCUACCAUAUACACUUCGCAAAUUAAUGCCAUCCUCAUUCAUGUAUGUAUUUAUAAAUGGGUUAGGACCGUAAAAUGAUUUACGCGUUAUUAUUUUGAUUACGCCUUUAUAGAUACAAUGUGUUUCAAAGUGAAGUAGCUACUUCUAGUGACAGUCAACUCACUAUUUUCCCAUCAAACUACCGUUAUCUGUCCAGCUUAUCAUAAUUAUUGAUCUAACCUACAGUACAGAAAGAACCUGCGCACUUGUUGUGCAUAUACUGUUAGGUGUUAUUCAAAAUCUGGAGCUGUCAAAUUACACUCCAACAGAGCCACUCUGUACACGAGAGAACAGCCGUUGUAGUAAUGUUUUGGAAAAGUGUUUGUUUUAAUGGAGAAUAACCAGAUGGAUUUCAACGAAUGCUAUGAAGACACCUGCUCAGCCGUCGCGCUAAUGGCCCGGGAGGGGAAGUGUCGACGGGUGCAGAAGCUCAUCCAGCGAGGCUUCGCCGUGGAUGUGAGAGAUAACCGGGGCUGGAACGCCCUGCACGAGGCUGCGGCGGCGGGGUCCGCGGAGUGUGUGCGCCUUCUGCUCUCCGCAGUAGUCAGCUGUGAAGACUAUGUCAACAGUUUGACACAUAACUCAGAGACUCCUCUUUACUUUGCUGCAAAGAAUGGACACCUCCGGGCAGUGAAGUGGCUCAUUAAGGGCCGUGCAGACCUUAACAGGACAACCAAUGACCUGUCCUGUCCCCUCUUUGCAGCGGUAGAGGGUGGGUACAAAGAUGUGGUGAAGCUGCUGGUAGACAGUGGGGCAGAAGUCAACGGGACUCACUCAGUGUCAGGCUGGUCUUGUCUCCAUCAAGCUGUUUACAAGGGCCAUACUGAGAUUGCAAGGUACCUGGUGGGUGUGUGCUCUCUUGAGGCAGGGGAUGACUAUGGGAUCACACCGUUAUUUGUGGCUGCACAAUAUGGACAUCACCAAUGUUUAGAGAUUCUUGCAAAGGCUGGGGCGAAUGUGAACUGCCAGGCAAAUGAUCUGGCCACACCACUGCUCAUUGCCGCUCAGGAAGGCCACGUACGUUGUUUGGAGCUUUUACUGGCUCAUGGAGCUGACCCGAACCUGUACUGCAAUGAGGACAGCUGGCAGCUGCCCAUCCAUGCUGCAGCCCAGUUCAGUCGGCUUAGUAUUCUAGAAAAGCUGAUUCCAGUAACAAACAGAGAAUGUGACCGGGGUGAAGGAAAGGUCAGUCCGGUUUACUUGGCAGUACUUAGUGGACAAGCGGACAGCCUUCGGGCCUUGCUAAAACAGGGCUACAGUCCAGACGCUCAGAGCUGUCGACAGUUUGGCUACAGCUGCCCUUUGGACAUGGCUCUGUGGUGCAACUCUUGGAACUUGGACAGUGAGUGUCACCAGACACGGGAGAUCACUCUAAUGCUCUUGGCCGCAGGGGCCCAUGUAAGCAUGGGCAUCUAUACGUUUGCAAUACAGGGCCAUGUACCUGAGCACCUGCCUUUGAUUCUGGAACACGCUGGCCUACCUCAGGGCAACCGACUCAGGGAGCUGGUCCAGAGAGCCCUUGAUGAGAUGCAGAGUGCCUCCUUCUGGCUCCCACUGCUGCUCAAAGCAGGAAUGGACCCCAUGCUGCUCCUACAGGACAAAAUGCUUGAAGAAGCUGAGAACAGAGUGCUUAAUUUCUUUCUGGAGUUCAUUAAUUGGAAGACUUUGCCCUCCGUGAUGCUGCAUAUUCUCUCUCACCGCCGAGCAGAUGGCACAUGGACGCCAUGGAAGCAUUUCGAAUCAGUCCCUGCUCUCACUCAUCUGUGCAGACUGGCAGUGCGGGCAUCGGUGGGCAGUAAUGUUCUGUGUAAGACCUCUUUUGUACAACAGCUGCCUGUUCCCACUCUGCUUCAGGACUACCUCCAGUUCAGCGACAUAUCCCUUGCUUACACAGCAGGCUGACUGUCAGCUGCGGCUAAAUAAGUUGUUGCAACUUGUUCCAAUGCAGUAUUUUGCACAUAACGUUAAUAAAAGUAUAAUGAUGCUGGA
Molecule: messenger RNA, 2049 nt
Organism: Xyrauchen texanus (razorback sucker)
Lineage: Eukaryota; Metazoa; Chordata; Actinopteri; Cypriniformes; Catostomidae
Product: ankyrin repeat and SOCS box protein 3-like
Exons: 9
Coding region: 391-1962 (523 amino acids)
Biological process (GO): intracellular signal transduction
Cellular component (GO): cytoplasm
Molecular function (GO): protein binding
Source: RefSeq, a predicted model, not a curated record